AUUAGACUUGCGGCGGGGACUUGCAGUCUUCAAUAGAAAACAAGGAAAAGAAGCACGCAAUUUUUCGCUUUAUUAUUAUCUUCAAAGGCUUCCUUCCCCACAAGGCCACAACCGACGCCUCCUUCCAUACGGCGGAGCCGGGACCGAAUUCUACGCCUGCGCACCAGAUCCGCCGCCGCAGAUCAAAGAUGAUGCACAUGACCUUCUACUGGGGCACUAGGGUAACCCUCCUUUUCGACUUCUGGAAAACCGAUUCCGCCACCAGCUACGCCCUCUCCUUGAUCGCCUGCCUCGUCGCCGCCGUCUUCUACCAGUACAUGGAGGACCGCCGCCAGCGCUUCAAGCUCGUCUCCUCCCUCGCCGCCAAGAAGGCCUCCGAUCAUCCGAGUCCGAUCGACGCGCCGCUCCUCCACUCCGUCUCCGCGGCGAGUCGCCGAUUGAAUCCGGCGAGAUUCGCCGGCGCUGUUCUGUUCGCGAUCAGCUCCGCGAUCGGGUACUUGCUGAUGCUGGCGAUCAUGUCGUUCAACGGCGGCGUAUUCAUCGCCGUCGUAUCUGGACUCGCCGUCGGGUACCUGAUCUUCCGCGGAGGCGGCGAGGAGGACGUCCUGGUGGUGGAUAAUCCCUGCGCCUGUGCUUGAUUCCCGAUUUCAGCAAUUAUUUUCCUUUUUUACCAGAAAAUCCGUGUUGUUUGAAUUCCCGACGAACUAUUGAUCUGUAUCAUAUAUGUAUAUACAAAUUUGUGUUAACGAAAUGAAUUUCCUGAUCCAUGAAUAAAUCCCCCCCAUAGCUUAUGAAAUCUAGAUGAAGAAACUGAUAAAACCAGAGAUUCUGUUUGGAGGCUGCGUUGAAGUUCAUGAAGACGACGAGAUCCAUUCUAGUUUUCCUUUUCUCACUUCCCAACAAAAAUUUUAUUUUCUUUUUAAGGCUCUGUUCUGAUAAUAGAAAAAGAAUUGGAUCUUGGAAGAAAUUUGUACCGUUUUA
This is a messenger RNA of Cuscuta campestris, 981 nucleotides long. NCBI's taxonomy places the organism in Eukaryota, Viridiplantae, Streptophyta, Magnoliopsida, Solanales, Convolvulaceae. The record is from the annotation of a GenBank genome assembly.